UUUUAAAUACAUCUUGAACAUCGUAAAAUAUCAAAUAAGACAACAAAAAAAACCGGAAGGACAAUUCAAAUGGGAUGUUGUUUGAUGGAGUCUUCUCAAUUGAAAUCUCCAUUAAAGAGUGAGCUUUCUCUCCUCCAUUGAAGCAGCCACUGAGGGAAGCUUUUUAAAGAUUUGCCAAACAUCAGAAAACCUGAGAGUUUCCUCUUGCAAUGGAAGAUCAUAAUUCUGCCUCAAACCCAACCUCAAUGUAUGACCAAUCCGUUGAUCCGGCGCUUCAAAAGAAGCGUCAAGCAAUGAUUGAUCGCCUUUCUAACCGCCACCAAGCUCGUGUCCGGAGCAAAGAGUCGGAUUCAUCUCCAUCAUUUGAGUCUACUGAUACAUUUCUUGCUCGGUUUUCUGACCUCCAGCAAUCAAUUGUGUCUGAGAUUGAUAAAAUUGAACAAGCCCCUGAGUCUUUUGCCAAAGGGGACCUUGAUAAUGUCUCUGCUUUAAUCAAUGAUCUUGAGAAGUUGCUUGCAGAAAAUACCUACCAUUUGCCUUCCUAUGACGUUCGUGCCUCUCUCAAGACUAUCUCUGACUUGAGAGAGUCCCUUGAUAAGGUGGCAGUAAAACUGGUUCCAAAGAAGAAAUUUUCUUUCAAAACUAAAGCUGCAAAGCAGAAUCAAAAGGCCAUUGUUGAGGAACAACCCGAAGUGGUGGUUUCUGGUGACAAAUCUUGUAUUGUGUUUGAUACUCCGGGGUUUAAGAACAGGGAAAGAGAGGUUCUGGUGGAGAAUUUGAAGGGGAAGGACAUGGGGGAGUUUACAUUGUCAGACCUUGGUUCUUGUGAGGUGAGGCUGAUAGGUAGAUCGAGGGCAGUAUUCAUUCAUCGGGUAAGGAAUUGCAAGGUUUAUGCAGGGCCUGCUCUGGGUUCUGUACUGAUAGAUGAUGUUGAAGGGUGUGUUUUCGUGUUGGCAUCGCAUCAGAUAAGGAUUCAUAAUGCUAGGAAAUGUGACUUUUACUUGAGGGUUCGGAGUCAUCCCAUUAUUGAGGAUAGUAGUGAGGUGAGAUUCGCUCCCUAUUGCUUGCAAUACGAUGGGAUUGAGGAAGAUUUAAGGGAGUCAAGACUUGAUGAAGAGACUGGGAGUUGGGCAAAUGUUGAUGAUUUUAAGUGGUUGCGUGCUGUGCAGUCUCCUAAUUGGUCUGUCCUUCCAGAACAUGAACGAAUUAGCUCGUUGCAUGUAUCAAUUUCUGAUAGCUGAUGUGCACUGUGCAGAAUGGUAUUGUUGUAGCUUACUUCAAGAUGAAUUAGUUUGGAGAAGAUCUUUGGAGGUGGACUUGGAGAAGGUACUUGCUCAGUUGCUCUAGUGAGAAUGACACUCAAUUUUCUGAUUUUUGAGCGCAGUUAUCUCCUAGGACAGUAUAUCUUUAUCUAAGGUAGCAUUCAAAUGAGACAUAAGACGGGACACAAAAUGGGAUUGGAAGUCUCUAUGAGUCUACGACACAUGCUUCGUUCAGUUUGAAGAUGCACGUAUUAGGUUUUUCAUGUAAUUGGUCUUCCCUUGGCCAAUUUUUACAUGGAGAGCAUGUUGUCAUUAAAGAACUAGCCGUUGACAUUUUCUAAAAGAGCUGAUGGCUGAUACUUUGAUGGCGUCAGUAGAUUUGCUAGUGAAGGUUGAUAGGGAUAUUAUUCUAUAUUUCAUAAUGCAAGUAAAAGUUGAUGGGAGAAAUAUUCUGGGUUCUAUGAACGUGGCCUCUACUAACCAACUGUACUCUCCCACUUUCUUUUUCUGCCUGUCUGCAUUUGUUCCUUUUUUUUUUCCCGAAUAAUUUUUUGUUGUUUCUUUUGUGUCAAUGUUAACUCAUCUAUCAUUCUCUACCUAAAUUCAUUUCUGAAUUUGUACGACAUUGAUCAUGACCAAUUUGUUACAUGAAGGAAUUGAUGUUUGACGAAGUAACCAAUUAUGAACUUGUUCUGAUCGCAUAUGAAUGAUAAAC
Messenger RNA from Chenopodium quinoa (quinoa), 1977 nucleotides. RefSeq names its product tubulin-folding cofactor C-like. Gene Ontology annotation, molecular function: tubulin binding. Bases 210 to 1241 code for a protein of 343 amino acids. Gene Ontology annotation, cellular component: cytoplasm. The transcript is spliced from 3 exons. Lineage: Eukaryota; Viridiplantae; Streptophyta; Magnoliopsida; Caryophyllales; Amaranthaceae. The record is from RefSeq and is a predicted model, not a curated record. Gene Ontology annotation, biological process: post-chaperonin tubulin folding pathway; tubulin complex assembly.